AUGGCCCGUACUAAGCAAACCGCGCGUAAGUCCACCGGUGGCAAGGCCCCUCGCAAGCAGCUGGCCACCAAGGCCGCUCGUAAGUCUGCCCCUGCCUCUGGAGGUGUCAAGAAGCCGCAUCGCUAUCGCCCUGGAACCGUCGCCCUUCGUGAAAUUCGCAAGUUCCAGAAGUCUACCGAGCUCCUUAUCCGCAAGCUCCCCUUCCAGCGCCUCGUUCGCGAGAUCGCCCAAGAUUUCAAGUCCGACCUGCGCUUUCAGAGCUCCGCCGUCCUCGCACUCCAGGAGGCCUCCGAAGCCUAUCUAGUCGGACUGUUUGAGGACACCAAUCUGUGCGCUAUCCACGCGAAGCGUGUGACUAUCAUGCCUAAGGAUAUUCAAUUGGCUAGGCGCAUUCGGGGGGAGAGGGCCUAG
Messenger RNA from Chondrus crispus (carragheen), 411 nucleotides. Its product is annotated as histone H3. The record is from RefSeq and is a predicted model, not a curated record. The transcript has a single exon. Lineage: Eukaryota; Rhodophyta; Florideophyceae; Gigartinales; Gigartinaceae. Gene Ontology annotation, molecular function: DNA binding; structural constituent of chromatin; protein heterodimerization activity. The coding region runs from base 1 to 411 and encodes 136 amino acids. Gene Ontology annotation, cellular component: nucleosome.